UGUGUCUUAAAUUUUUAAGACACGAUAACAGUAGCUUUGCUGCACCGGAACAAAAACCACCGUUGCAUCCUCGUAGUCGACCCCGUCCCCGCCCCGCCCUCAACACGGAAUCCACAGGUGAUUAUGAUAAUAAAUCUCCAACAAGAAAUGAAACAUGUGGGACAACGGCCAGCGGUAUAUUUGGCAGCUGCUGGCAUGGUUUUCCACCAGGUUUGACAGUUGACGGACUGUGUCAAUUUCGACGCAGACCACCCGGUUAUUUGAAGCCACAAGAUAAUUUAAAACCUGAGGGUGAAUCAAUAAGAAAAUAUCGCAGUGAAUAUAAACGUUGUUUUCAAGGAUUUCAACCACUUAGUACUGGACCAACAACAAAUGGUGAAAUAACAACGGAACAACCAAAGGUUAAGGAGAUAUCACCAACACGGUACCGUUAUCGACCAUUAGAUUCAUUCCGUCUGGAAUAUCAGGAUCAAGAGACCGCAUUAUUACCACCACAAGUACCACGAUCUACAGCUCGUGGACAAAUUCAAACACAUUUAAAAUCGUCAAUAAUUGAAGGACAAAGUACAACAAGCAACGGUUUGUCACACCAUCAAAUGCCACCAGUUAUCGCAGAAUCUGAACAGCAUGAAAAGUUUAAACGUUAUGAGGGCAUUCAUCGUCCACAACUUGCUAGAAGAGCGUCAAGUAUACCAAGGGAGAAGACACAAUUAGCAGAUAAAAGUUCUGAAGUGCAUGCAAAAUAUGUACAUCAUGCUGAUGUUAAACGCGCCAAUUUGGUCCGACGACCAACUAGUUUGAGUAUGGAAGGUGAAUUGUUAACAAAAACAGAGAAAGCCGAUAAAUUUAUUAAAUUUUUAUUAUCGAAACGUCCUGGUUUAGUAAAAAAACCAACAACAUUAAAAUUAGAAGGUGAUAUGAACAUAAAUACAGAAGCAAGAGAGAAAUUUUUACCAUUAGAUAUAACGAAACGUCCACCAUUAGCUAAAAAAGAAACAAAUUUACAUUUAGAAGGUGAUAUCAUAAUGGAGCCAGAAUAUAAAAAGAAAUUUACCAAAUUUGACGUACAAGAACGUCCAACAUUAGCGAAACGUGAUACAAAUUUACGUUUGGAAGGUGAAUUAGAAUUAGAUCCUGAAUAUCGGGAAGUAUAUGUGGAAUUUCCAAUUGAGCGUGUAACACCAUCAAAACCGGUACCAAAUUUAAAACCUGAGGGUGAAUUAAUUGUAAAUGGAUCUGAAACUACAUCGAAGUUUAUAGAACAUUCAUUAGAAAAUUUGAAACCUGUGAAACUAAUUAGACAUUCAACAAAUUUACAAUUGGAGGGUACACAAGAAUUUAAUCCUGACUAUCGAGAUAGUUAUAAAUCACAUGAUUUACACAAUUUACGCUCAGAAAUUAUAAAACAACCAACCAAUUUAAAUUUACAAGGUAAUAUUGAAUUUAAACCAGACUAUCGUGAAAGUUAUGUUGUACAUAAUUUAGAGAAUUUACGAUGUGAUUAUGUUCGUAAUAAACCAAAUUUAAAUUUAGAAGGUGUACAUGAAUUUAGUCCUGGAUACAGGGAAACGUACACAACACAUAAACUUGAGAAAACAGAAAUGAAACGACCGGAAGAUAAUCUAAAAUCACCUGAAGGUAAAUUAGAAUUAAUAAGUGAGAGUAGUGAAAAAUUCAAAGAGCACGAACGUGUCAAACGUCCGGACAUGAUUAAAGAAGUUGACAACAUAUUGUUGGAGGGGAAAAUUGAUAUGAAUCCGGAAUAUAAAAAUGCAUUUAUUGAUUUUCCACGAUCAAGACCAGUUGUUAAGAAACCUGUCCCAGAAAUGACAAAACCAAUUGAUGAUAUUAUCAAAAAGAAAAGAAUUAAAGGUGAAGGAGUUCAUGCACAGAAUGGUGUUGCUACAUUAAAAACAGAGGGAAAACUCGAAACUUCACCCGAAUAUAAGAGUUCGUUUGUUGAUUUUCCUAGAGAACGACCCGUUGUUGUAAAACCGGAACCAAGCUUGAAAGCAGCAGGGGAGAUUGGUGAAGUUGAGAAACAAAGUCCAACAAAACGAAUUUCACCGACAAAACGAGUAUCACAAAUAAAACUCACAGAAGAAUCAGAACCACGAUUUGAAUGCCAACCAGAAUAUCGACGUGCUUAUAUCGAUUAUAUAAAACGUGAACAAAUUGAACGAAUCAGACCACCAAUGGAUAAUCUAUCGUGUAAAGAAAAUAUUGUUCCUGGUAUCCAUCGUAAAGUUGGCGAAAAACAAGACAAAGCCUUUGAGGUAUUAUGUACUAAAGGUACAGGUUCAGAAGAAAAACGGCUUGGCCCCGUUAAACUUAAAGUUAACGAUGAAAUAAUCAUGAAUGGAGAUAUACCCAGAUCACCAAAACGUUCAAUUUUAAAACCGUUGCAAGAUCGUUCACCAUCACCAGGUUAUCGAGUGCAAAUUCAAACUGAUGAACAUAAAGUAGGGUUUAGAAUACGUCGAAGGCGAUCACAAGACAUUCGUCCAACGCCAGGUCGACAUCAAAAUAACGUUUGUAAAGUGUCUUCAAUUAGUUCCGAUCGUAAUAGAAGAUUUAUUUCACCAUCAACAACUUCAACAUCGCCUGUCCGCCGAAAACGUUGGAAUGGCGGUAACCGUGUAUCUCGAAAAGAUUCUGCCCGUAAGGCUUUCGUAGUGCUUUCUGAUAGUGAAAAUGCUAAAGUUGAGAGUCAAAAUAACAAUGAUGAGAAUCUUGAAGAUCAAACAAUGAAGAAAAUUGUGAAACGUGCUAGUAGUACUCAUGGAGUACCAAAAGAAGAGCGCGCAAACUGGAUGCCACCGUGGUACGAUGCGCCCAUAUGAAACGAGACCUUCUUCCAUGUAUUAACAUGGAAGUUCCAAGCUGCUGACAAAGGUUUCCCGUUCGAUGAACAAAAAAAUAAAUAGACUACUAAAAAAUUUAAAACAGUUUAGGUACCUCUAGAUCGUUUUUAUUUUUAAUAAUUCUUAUGCUCAAAUUUGAGAACAUUCAGUUAAACAAGUGAUUUGAGCAUAAAAACUGAACUGAAAGUGCUUGUGUAAAAAAAAUUGAUUUUGCUUUUAUUGAUUAAAACACAUAUCUA
Molecule: messenger RNA, 3103 nt
Organism: Chrysoperla carnea
Lineage: Eukaryota; Metazoa; Arthropoda; Insecta; Neuroptera; Chrysopidae
Exons: 9
Coding region: 597-2843 (748 amino acids)
Biological process (GO): microtubule anchoring
Cellular component (GO): ciliary basal body; axonemal microtubule; cytoskeleton
Molecular function (GO): microtubule binding
Source: RefSeq, a predicted model, not a curated record